AUGGACGUGACCGGUAACACGACGGAGGGCAAGGGGGUUUCCGCAAAUAGACGAACCCGCCGAAGAGUUUUGCUGCCAUGGGGAUCAGAUUCAGCGAAAGAUCCAUUACCUGCUUCUGCGGAGCAACUCAGUCCGGAACACAACGCCUUGCCACAGCCUGCUCACGAGGCUCCAUUGUCUCCGGUCACGGUGAAUGAAGAUGGUGGUGACUUAGAAGAUGGAAUCCAUCCAAGAGAUGCCAAAUACCACCUUCAAACACGCCAGCCGAGUGCUCAAAUUGACCAGAUGGAUGCGGAACACAGCCAAUUGUUUCAGGAAAGCAAGGCUGCGAUCCGACGCCUAGAGAAUGAGUUAACCAGAUACAGGACACGUAUUAAGCAGCAAGAGGUUGAAUUGAGCCACCGGGAUGCGGUUAUUUGGGAACUCCGAAGCAACCUAGCUCAGAUACAAGAUAAGCACCAAAAGUUGGAGGACAUAGUUGUUGCACGGCAAGAAAAUGCUCUCCAGUCAAUGGUAGCAAACAAUGGAUACAUUCCUAAGGAAGACCAGUCCAUUAGGGAUGAGCUGUCCAAUUUGACAGAGAGCAUACGGUCGUGGGCCAGAAAAAACUGUUUAAUUUCCUUUGCAGAUUUGGAGGAUGUCCCCGAAACUGAGAAAGAUAUGGUCAUCCGUCAAUUAACCGAAUACUGCUCCCAACCAGAUUGGAACACAACGAUGAGAGAGAUCUCCAUCCCGCAGAAUAAAAUCCCAAUGGUUCUGUUACACGCCUUGUUAGCGAAAGAUUUGUUUGAACAAAUAUUUACAGAUCCCUUUUUUGCGUUCCCAAAGAUCGACGGUGAUCACACAAUAUUUGCAGCAGGGUACUUUCAAAGCAUAUACCGCAUCAUGAUCCAAGUGAGAGGGCUUGUGACCAGAUUCUUGAACAGUUCCGCUCGCACUCUUCUUCGCAAUGUUGAAAAUCAUGAGGCUGGCAACCAACGGGCUCAGGAGCUCCAGUCACUGUAUGAUGGGGCCGCGCAGCUGGCACUCUCCCUGUGGACUCAACGGGCUUUCAUGACCUGUCAAAGCCUGGAAGAGCUACCACCGUUUACAGUUUCAAACCCAAUAAUGCGUGCCCAUCGGCUCCAUCGGCUCGACGAAGAUGAUAAAAGGCUGGACGGGAAACGGAUACUUCUUUGUGUUCAGCCAGCCAUCCUAGCCUUUGGUUCUGAGAAUGCCGAGCACUACAACCAACACAAGAUAUGGUCUCCAGCAGUUGUGGUGGUGCGUGAGAAGUAG
Molecule: messenger RNA, 1278 nt
Organism: Aspergillus fischeri NRRL 181
Lineage: Eukaryota; Fungi; Ascomycota; Eurotiomycetes; Eurotiales; Aspergillaceae
Exons: 3
Coding region: 1-1278 (425 amino acids)
Source: RefSeq, a predicted model, not a curated record